AUGUCACCACGCAAGGAUCUACCAGACACGAGAUAUCCAUCUUCCAAACACGACCCUCCCACUGCAGACUCGCGUCCUCUGACCAGCUCAAGUUUAUCUUCCUGGAAGAGAGUCCGGAGAUUCCUCCAAGGCGAAGUCUGCAUCAUCGAUGGGGACUCACUCGACAUCGCCAGUGUUGUCGCUGUGGCCAAGUAUGGCACUUCGGCAAAACUGUCGACCGACGAUGAUCUUACCGAACGCAUCGACGGUAGCGUUCGUAUGCUGAGGACUCAUCUUGACCAGGGUCAUGUUGUGUAUGGGGUCUCAACUGGUUUCGGCGGCAGUGCUGAUACUAGAAGCAAUAACUUGGAAGACUUACGGGGAGCACUCAUUCAGCAUCAGAACUCUGGUAUCCUCAUAAUCCACGAUAUCGGCCGCUCUCAAGAUGCAUCAGCGAAGGAUAAUGCUUUACAAUCACGAGAUAUCGACCUGGCUUCCAGCACAAACUCAAUGCCGACGAGUUGGGUAAGAGCCAGCAUGUUGAUUAGAUGCAACUCGAUCAUUCGAGGUCACUCUGGAGUACGCAUGUCUGUGGUACAAGCCAUUCUUCGCCUUCUCAACGAAAACAUCAUUCCAGUCGUACCGCUGAGAGGCAGCAUAUCGGCCAGUGGCGACCUGAGCCCUCUCUCGUACAUUGCUGCAGCGAUCGAAGGCUCCCCAGAUGUUUACGUCAGAGUCGCUAGCGGCAAGAUCUUUUCGGCAGCAGAAGCAUUGAGAGAUGCUGGUAUUGAGUGUGUCAGAUUCCAGCCCAAAGAAGGGUUGGGUCUGUUGAAUGGAACGGCAUUUUCUACUGCGACGGCAUCUCUUGCCUUGUACCAGUCCCAAGAAGUCGCUCUUCUGUCGCAGAUCCUGACUGCAAUGAGUGUUGAGGCGAUGCAAGGAUCCGCAGAAUCAUUCUGGCCUCAAAUUGCUAAUAUGCGACCUCAUCCCGGUCAAAUCGAAUCUGCUGCCAAUAUCCUGUCGUUUCUUCAGGGGUCGAAGUUGGCAAAGUGUGUGGGAUCAUCAAAGGACACAAAUAUGACUGGCCUCUACCAGGAUCGUUACCCCUUGCGAACUUCAUCGCAGUGGAUCGGACCUCAGCUUGAGGAUAUCUUGCAUGCCACCACUCAGAUCCGCACCGAGAUCAAUUCAACUACAGAUAAUCCUUUGAUGGACGUUAAGUCAGACCACGUUCUUCAUGGUGGCAACUUCCAAGCAGCUAUCGUCACCUCUGGCAUGGAUAGGGCUCGUCUUUGUUUGGAGCGGUUGGGAAAAAUGCUCUUCUCUCAGGCAACAGAAAUCAUCAAUCCAUCGUUGAACGGCGGAUUGCCGGCAAACCUGUGCGCAGACAAUCCUUCAACAUCUUUCACUUGCAAGGGUAUCGACAUCAACAUGGCGGCGUAUCAAUCGGAGCUAGGUUUCCUUGCGAAUCCUGUAGGAAACCACGUUCAAUCUGCCGAGAUGCACAACCAAGCGAUCAACAGCCUUGCUUUGAUCUCUUCGAGAUACACACUCCAAGCACUUGAUACCAUCUAUCUGAUGGCGGCCGCUCACCUGUUUGUUCUCUGCCAGGCCCUUGAUUUGCGGGUCUUGCAGAUUGAGUUUCUCAGAACCAUGAGUGCUGAGGUCAAUCGCAUUGUCCAGAAGUUGCUCAUAGGCAUGCAAACAUCCAAUGGUCUGUGUGAGCUCCUUGAGGAUGCAAUCUACACGCGCAUGGAGGCUAUGUGGCCUACCACCAAUACUGCUGACCUCGAUCAACGAUGUAAGACGACUGCCGAUGCCGUCAUGCCGGACAUCAUCAAAGUACUCUCGAAAGCAUCCCCCACUGUAUCCCUUGACCCCACCGAACUGGUCAAUUUCACGACAGAGUUACAAAAUCAGAUGCAGACUCAGUACGAACAUAAGAGGCAUGACCUGAUCGAUCAUCAUGAUGAGACUACUCCGAGGUUCCUUGGAAAGGCAGCCAGUCGCAUGUACAGCUUUGUUCGCAGCGAUCUAGGGGUCAGCAUGCAUCGUGGUCUGAUCGAACACCCAACUCAACCACUGCCUCCGGAUGUUGAAGUAGAGGAGCCACGCAAAACUAUUGGUAGCAGGAUCAGUGUGAUCUAUGAGGCAUUGAGAGAUGGACGUGGGAGUGCAGUGCUCAUAGCUUGUACCGAGGAAAGCUUGAGGGACGAAAGUUCAGAUGCUGAGUUUGAUAGAUAG
Aureobasidium namibiae CBS 147.97 is the source of this 2223-nucleotide messenger RNA. Its product is annotated as phenylalanine ammonia-lyase. Gene Ontology annotation, molecular function: ammonia-lyase activity. The record is from RefSeq and is a predicted model, not a curated record. Gene Ontology annotation, biological process: L-phenylalanine catabolic process. NCBI's taxonomy places the organism in Eukaryota, Fungi, Ascomycota, Dothideomycetes, Dothideales, Saccotheciaceae. Bases 1 to 2223 code for a protein of 740 amino acids. The transcript is spliced from 3 exons. Gene Ontology annotation, cellular component: cytoplasm.